This is a messenger RNA of Anastrepha obliqua, 3611 nucleotides long. RefSeq names its product ras-like GTP-binding protein RhoL (gene RhoL). Gene Ontology annotation, biological process: small GTPase-mediated signal transduction. Gene Ontology annotation, molecular function: GTP binding; GTPase activity. The transcript has 3 exons. The record is from RefSeq and is a predicted model, not a curated record. Bases 655 to 1212 code for a protein of 185 amino acids. NCBI's taxonomy places the organism in Eukaryota, Metazoa, Arthropoda, Insecta, Diptera, Tephritidae.
UACGUGGAGAUCAGUUCAGUUUGGUUCGGUACGGUUUUAUGAAUUUCAACUUUGCGGCAAAACGACGUACAAACAACAACGAAAACAGAAACGAGCAAAAAUCACUAUAAAACAAGACGUGCGGGUGUAAAAAGUGUUCGAUAAGAAACUACAUUCACACAAGCAUUCAUGUGAACGAUACAGCGGGGUGCGAAUAAAACGAAAAGUGUUUGGCUAGUCGAUUUGGUGCUAGUGUGAGUGCGCAUGUUUUUAGUUUUCAAAGCAGCUGACGUGCAAAACAUACAUAAAUAAGUAAAAAAAGAAUUAUCUAAUAAAUAAAUAAAACAAAUAAAAUUUGUUAAAAUUCAAGUGUUCGAUAAGCCGUACGUACACCAAAGCAAAUCAAAGUCAAGAAAAGAGUAAAGCAAAUGCGAGCAGCCAAUUGAGAGGAAGCGGCGGUCAGCAGCGAAUAAAAUUUAUCGAAAAUCGUACAAAUUGAAACGUUGGAAAAUAUUGUGUACGUGUUACAUAGAGCGGCACAAACCGGUGCAAUACAUUUUCCGACAAUCGCAUACAACAACAGCCGCAACAAAACAAGAAAAGGAAUUUCAAAGACCAAAGUGAAAUAUAAGUACCAAUCGCAGCAUCAACAACAACACCAUCAACAACAACAGUAUGGCGAGAAGUUUACGUCCCCUUAAGAUCACAAUCGUCGGCGACGGUAUGGUGGGCAAGACCUGCCUACUCAUUACAUACACACAAAACGAAUUCCCCGAAGAAUACAUACCCACCGUCUUCGAUAAUCACGCCUGCAAUAUUACGGUCGAUGGCAAUGAAUACAAUCUGACACUAUGGGAUACAGCCGGGCAAGAGGAUUACGAGCGUCUGCGUCCGCUGAGUUAUCCAAAUACGAAUUGUUUCCUGCUUUGCUAUUCCAUAAGCAGUCGCACAUCUUUUGAGAAUAUCAAAAGUAAAUGGUGGCCCGAGAUACGGCACUUCUCUAAUAAUGUGCCUGUUGUGUUGGUCGGCACCAAACUGGAUUUGCGAGUGCCGAAUUCGGAAAAGUUUGUGACGACAAGUGAAGGACGUCGCCUGCGAAAGGAAAUUCAUGCGCAUUCCUUGGUGGAGUGUUCGGCCAAAAAGAAGAUCGCUUUGAAUCAAGUUUUCGAGGAAGCAGUAAGGGCGGUGGAGAAGAAACCGAGCACUAAACCCAAGCAAUGCACUUUGCUGUAAGGAGUAUGGCGAGGAGUGGCGCAACAGAAAUUUGCAAGAAGAAGAGCAACAAAAACUAAACGAAAAAUCGUAUACGAGUACUACAAUUACUCGAUUUACUGCUAGCAAUGUAUUUAUUUUAUGUGCAUUUCAUACGCCUGAAAGGCGACUACUUUCUGCAAGCAGUGAUGGAAAUGCUUAGUAGAGGAGUUUGUGUCAGUUUUUGGAGUUUGUUGACGGCAUGCAGGGGAGGUUGGUUGAGUUAGCAGUACAUUGGGGCGGGUAGAGAGAACUUUGAGUUCUUUCGCUUUGUUUUUUAUUGUAUUCUUUUUAUUAAAUAUUGUAAAAUAUUUCAUGUGAAAAUACAAUUGAUUUAUUUUUACUAUUAGUCUUUUAAGUGCAUGCAGUUAUAUACGCAAAUAUAUUUAUUUUGUAAAGAAAAAAUAUGUAAAUCUUGAAGAGUAUAAAAAAAAGUGCGCAGAACGUAAUAUUUCAAAUAAAAAGCUGUAUAAUCCAUACAAGUAAAUAAAAAGUUACACAAAAAUUAAAAUAAUUAAUGUUUUAAAACACAUACAUACAUACGUGCAUACAGCUAUGUACAGAGAAAUAAUAAAUGGCAUACGUGUAAUAAAUAUUUAAUAUCAAAGUAAAAUUUGUUUUGCAUUUUUUUUAUUACUUUGUCACAUACACAAAGGUUAAUUUUACUUUAAGGGCCCAUAAAUACAAAUAAAAUACAGUUAAGUGUAUUUUUGUUUCAAAAUAAUUUUUUGCUGAAUAUUUAGCUCUAGUCUCACGACACGCUCUAACUGAUAUUUUCAACGUGUCAAUGCCUAAAAAGUCGUAAAUCUUUCACAGAGCCUUUUUUCGAAGACUCAAAUGGGCGACUCAUCAUCAAAUAUUCGAAUUGUUCGUUGAGAGAGGACCUUACUGCUCAAGACUGAGUAGGCGUCUAAAGUAGCACCCGGGCUUCUGCAUUAGUCAUUCACCUUAAUUGCGCAAUUAAGAAAUUUAGAUGAUUAAGGACCUACUUGAACUUAAUUAAUAAAUUGUGCAACUAAGUCAGAUUUUCAAAGCAACCUUGUGAAAAUUGUUCAAUGUGAAAACGAAAUGUCAGGCAAAAAUAAAUUAAAAAAAAAAACGAAUGUAACACAAAAUUGAUGUACACUAAACAAAAUAAAAAAUUAUGAAAACUAAUUUUUAUUUAUAAAUUUUUUUCAAAUUAUAAAGGGUGAUCAAUUUAGGGGUAUUGGAUUUUAAAUAAAAAUAAAACCACGAAAAUUCAAAUCGGCUGAACAAUCUUUAUUAUUUUUGUGUAGAACCAUUCAUGACAUUUAUUUUUUAAAGAUUAUCCCUUUCAAAUGUUUGUCGCAACUGUGCCGUAAUUCGACUAUCCGUAAACGCCAAUUUUAAAUGACUCGCUGGAGCACUUCAGUCGGUAUCUCGUGAAUAACUUUCGUAUAAUUUGGCUUCCAGUGCCUCAUUCGAAGCUAGUUUAUCCACAAAGCAUUCAGACUUUACAUACCCUCUCAAGUGAGAGUCCCAGAGAGAGGUGGGAUAUCACACGAUCUUGGUGGCCAAUCCACUAGCACGAGACGGGAGUUAAAUUGCUCGCGAUUUGUAAACGUUGUUGAGGCGUAAGUAAGUGUUUCCAUGGUGAAAUGUCAAUGAAUACUGAAAAAAAUUAUGUAUUUAGUAGUUUGACAGUAGUCACGCGUGAUCUGUUAAAAAAUCCCUUUUAAAGAAAUUACCUCCAAUCUGAUCAGCCUUUACAAAUAUUAACACCAAAAUCAGAGGAAAGAAGCUGAGGCUGAAUGAGGGUAGGGUGGCGGUUUUUCUUGCAGCUUCUUAGCCAACGGAAAAAUGGGCACAUCUACGCAGAUGAUUUCAGAUGCAGAUGACUUCUCUAAGAAAAAUGUUUUAGAUAAUUAUUUUAUUUUAUUAAAAAUUAAAAAAAAUUAAUUUAAUUUUUUUUCUUUUUUAACAAUAAAAAUCAAACCAUCUCCAGCUAUCUACGCAGAUGAUUUCAGAUGCACAUGACUUCUCUAAAAAAAUUUUUUUUAGCCAUUAUUUUAUUACAAAUUAAAAAACUUAAUUUUUUUUUUCUAUUUUCACAAAAAAAAAAUCAAACCAUCUUCAGCUAUCAAAUGCUAAUUGAGUCAACUUCGCUAAUUGUGUGUGAACACCAAAGUUGUUAACUCAUUUAAAAACUUUAUUACCUUAAUUGAGGUGCAUGUUCUAACGUAGUAUUAGUGUAGACUUAACUUAACUUAAAUUAAUUGAACUUAAAUUAAUUUAUCUUAAGUUCAUGUAACUUAACUUAAUUUAACUUAAUUUGAACUUAAUUUAACUUAACUCAACUUAACAUAACUUAAUUUACCACAACUUAAGAAUUGACAACGAUUACUCAACACGUCAAUAUU